CUGAGGAUGACGUCCCCGCUCUCGCCGGCCGACGACGCAAUGCUCAACUCGUCCUCGUCCACCGCCAGCAGCAGGAAGUCGGACGACGACUUCUACGAUGCCAUGAGCAGCAGCACGUCCAAGACGGACGCCUCGCAGCCCGAGACGGCGGCAGCGCGGCCGCUGCGCAUCAGGACCGACGACGCACGCUCUAACCAGGAAAACAUCUCGCCCGCCAAAUCGCGCCACAGCCGCAUUAUGUCAGGCACGGAGCUGUCGCCGCUGCGCAUUGUGGAGAGCCAGAGGAGCUCAUUGGACGGCGCGCUGCUCAAGGCGAGUGGAGGCGUGCGCAGCCCGCGCAAGGUGUCGCCCGAUCGACGUUUUCCUGUUAAGAUCAGCCUCGGCGGCGACGUGGCAUCGCGGGCAACAGCAGCAGCAGCGCACGAGCAGCAGCAGCAGCAGCAGCACGACGGGCUCAGGAGGGCCAUGGGCAUCUACGAGGACGGCCGCAGGAGCGGCAGCAUCCGCGAGGAGGACGAGGACAACGGCGACGGCAGCAUGGACGGCUCCCACCACCGACACCCCGGCGGCGACGACGACACGAUGGACGUCAGCGCAUUCAGCGCCUUUUCAGCCGUCCCCAACGCGGCCAUGCUGGCAAGGCUGGGCCAGACGCCCAAUGGACGACGCGACGCAAAGCGAGCCCAUCACGCCAUGGACGACGACGCCGCCUCCACCUCCAGCCUGCUCAUGGACUACAACGAACGCCUCGGACGCUCGCAGCGCUCGUCCCCCGCCAGGCGCGACGUCCUGUCGCCCUCGCGCACCACGCCCAACCUGCCCAUGACGGGCACGCCCAACCGCCAGGGCACAAACCUCAUCGACUUUGACGGGACGCCCAUGGCGACGCCGAGGAGUAUCCCCUCCAUCACGCCGCGGGAGCUGGAGACGCUCAAGUCCAACUUCUUGUCCGAGAUUUCUUCGCUCAAGGCGUCGCUGAGCGGCAAGGAAGCCGAGGUGCACUCUCUCAAGACGGCCGUCGUGGAUGCCGAGAAGCGCGUGGGCGAGUCCAUGGAGCGGCUGCGCGAGGAGCGGAUGCUGAGAGAAGAGAUGGAGGGCGCCCUCCGCAUUGUGCGGGAAGAGAUUAUCGAGACACAGAGGGAGAAGGAGGAUUUGGAGCACGAGCUGCAGGAGAGCGAGCAGCGGAGGGAGGCAUCCGAGAUGAUGCAUCAGGAGGCCGAGAGCAAGCUGGCCGGCCUGCGCGCCGGCAAGGACCUGGAGCGAAACUCGUCGCCCGACAAGCCCAACAGCAGCGCGCGAGAAGUGGAAAUCGCCGUCGAGCGCGUGGCGCGAGAGCUGCACGGCCUCUACAAGAGCAAGCACGAGACCAAGGUGGCGGCGCUCAAGAAGUCGUACGAGAACCGGUGGGAGAAGAAGGUGUGGGAGCUCGAGGCCAAGAUCCAGAACCUGACAAUGGAGAACGAGAGGCUGCACGCGGGCCACGGCUCCACCAUGACCAUGGUCGACCACGCCGACAUGGAGCAGUGGAAGGCUCAGUCGGCCCGCGACCACGCGACCAUCAGAGAGCUCGAGGCGGACAUUCAGCGGCUCGAGGCCGUCAUCACGACGGUGCGCCGCGACAACGACGAGCUGCGCGUCAGCUUGCAGCAGGAGAGGGUCGAGAAGGGCGAGCUGGUGCAGCUGGCGGAAGAGCUGAUGAGCAUGCAGACUGUCACGUCCGCGACACCCGCGCCGCAGCCCGCGCCCGAAGCUGCUGCCCCCCAACCAGCGACGCAGCGCCAGCCGCCCACGGCGGAUAGGAGGAACUCGGUGUCCAAGAAGCCGACGUUGGAGCGAGCAGACUCGGUGUCCAAGAUGGCCAGACCAAACCCGGCGAAUCGCAUCUCCGGUAUCCGGGCCCCAGGAUCGGUCAUGAGGGCGCCUCAUGAGAGGGGAAAGAGCAGCAUCGGAGGCGGCUUGCCUCGGCCGGGCGGUGCCAGGAGCAGCGGCAUUCUGAAUAAAUAA
This is a messenger RNA of Trichoderma reesei QM6a, 2004 nucleotides long. RefSeq lists its product as hypothetical. The transcript has 2 exons. The coding region runs from base 7 to 2004 and encodes 665 amino acids. NCBI's taxonomy places the organism in Eukaryota, Fungi, Ascomycota, Sordariomycetes, Hypocreales, Hypocreaceae. The record is from RefSeq and is a predicted model, not a curated record.